Messenger RNA from Indicator indicator, 4726 nucleotides. RefSeq names its product junctional cadherin 5 associated (gene JCAD). The coding region runs from base 94 to 4041 and encodes 1315 amino acids. NCBI's taxonomy places the organism in Eukaryota, Metazoa, Chordata, Aves, Piciformes, Indicatoridae. Gene Ontology annotation, biological process: positive regulation of blood vessel endothelial cell proliferation involved in sprouting angiogenesis. The transcript has 5 exons. The record is from RefSeq and is a predicted model, not a curated record. Gene Ontology annotation, cellular component: ruffle membrane; adherens junction.
CCGGCCGCCACCGGAGGGUCCUUCGGAGGAGAGUGAUGGGUCCUGCUGGAAAGAGCUUUCUGAUGGCACGGCUGUGAGUGAAACCAGCACAACAUGUUCAGUGUUGAAGACCUCCUGAUUUCUCAUGGAUACAAAUUGUCAAAAAAAACCCCUGUUUCAUAUGAGAACAGAUAUGAUGGGUACCGGCGAGAAAUCAUGGGGAGCAGAUCUGCUCAGAGAACGCUGAGUGGGUUUGAGGCAGAGUUGAGAGCUGGGGCUUACAGCAAGAAACCUCUGGUGAAAACCAACUCGAGCAGCACUGAAAGCAGCCAUGGGAGCCAAGGGAGGCAUUCAGGUCCUGGUUACCACCAUGACCAUCAGGGUUUGUCCACUUUUCAUACUUCAGAAGGGGGGGUUUAUGACAGGCCCCAAUUAGUAUGGUCUGCCCAGCCCAGGACUGAUAAAGAGCUCGCCUACUGGAGAAGACGAGGGCAGGACUUCAGUGUACUCCUGGGCUAUUCCCAGAAAGCUGGUGUGGAAAUGAAAGGCUUGUCUGCAGCCCCGGGGACACCUCGGCACCCCAAAGAGAGUCAUCUGAAGGUGGGGAUGGGCACAGGGUAUGUUAGAAGAAGUGGCUUGCAGGAGAACUGUGAAGUGCCCAAUGACUGCAAAUGGCAAAGUCUGGCAAUGGAAAGCUGGAACCAGCCGAAAAAGGUAGGGAGGCAAAUGUCUGAGGGUGACAGGGAGAAACUGCUUCAAGAGCUGUAUUCUCUGACCCUGGGAGACAAUGUACUGAGCACCCACAACAAGGGGAAAUCGCAGUCACUGCCAAGGGUCCUUUCACCCGAGAGCAUGAGGUGCGUGGAAAUGCCCUCCCUGACCAACAGUAACAACUCACUCAGCGUAACUAAAACCCCCUCCUAUCCCCCAAGCAGGCUGAGUGUGGAACCAGCCAAGCACCAUGAAACAGGAAGCCAUUUCCUUCCCCUGGUGAAACCCAAGUAUGGGAAACCUCUCAAGCCCCCAGCCUAUGAACUGCAGCGGCAGAGCAGGGCACCUGCAGAAACGGCAGGCUUCCAGGACCACUACCAGAAGGAUGAACCCGUCUCCUACUUAGCCAAAGUUAAUGAGCCAAGGCAAGAUGCUUGCAUUCAAGACUCUGGUUUGGAGCCACCGGUCUAUGUACCUCCUCCUUCUUACAAAUCCCCACCUCACCACAGCGUGACCCCACACCCUCUCAGUGAAGUGCCUAACACCAACACGUAUGCCAGCAGCGAUCUGCAGGGUCCUGCAGAGCGGGUUAUCCCCUGCCAACGACCAGCUGUAAGUACUUUUGAAGCAGGGGGUGACCCCUGCAAAGACAACCACCUUCCUCAUGGGAAGCAAAGCCAUGCAAGGCGCCCUGCUGACUACCUGUGUUCUGUUCAGUAUAUUCCCUUUGAUGACCCUCGGAUACGACAUAUUAAAAUCGCACCACUGGAAGGUCUGCAGGACAAUGCUAAGCACACUGAAAAUGCACGGAGUCCCACUUCUGGUGCUUUGCAAGAGAGAAAUCUUGAAGUACAGUACAACAGUGCCUUUUUGGAUGCAUCAAAUUCGUCCAGUUCUGCAAAGGGAGAAAGAACUUCUGACAGCUCCACCCAUAGCAACAGAUGGUUGGCACCAUCCAUCCGAGAUCAGGAAAACUGUGCCUUGCCAGACCAAAGAGACAGUAGCACAACUAAUCACAGCCCCUAUAAUGAAGCCAGCACAGAGUACACAAAAGGCAAACUCUCUGUAAGAAAUUCACAUAUGGACAGCACCUGUGAGACUGUUACAAAAGUCAAAAAGUUUGAACCUGGAACUGGGAUGCAGAGCAAAAAGAGUUCAAAGAAAAAAAUGAAUGAAACUAUAUUUUGUUUGGUCUCUAUCCCAGUUAAAUCAGAAUCCAAUCUGCCAGAUACAGAUAGGAACAACAACAUAACCCAGAGCCCUGAUAAGAAUGGGUUUGAUAACAACAAUGGAGCUUUGCAAGAACAAAGUCUCUUAAGUAUGUCUUCAACGGACUUGGAGUUACAAGCGCUCACAGGAAGCAUGACCAAUAAAAAUGAGUUACAAAAACAAGAGCUGUGGAGACCAGAGGAGUUCAAACAAAUGAAUGACCUCAGAUUUAUUCAGCCUACAAAACACAGGGAGCUCAAAUACUCUGGCUCCUGGCCAGGUGAUCAGUACAAAGACCAGCAGACACAGACUAAUUUUGCUGAAGAACCUAAAAGCCCACAAUUUUUCCAUGGUACAAAGCCUGGGCAGCCUAAUAGUAACAAACUGCUGUCUCCAAAGCUCCUGGGAUGUACAGCAUCCACGACGGGGUCAAAACAGACAGAGUUACCUUCUGAUGAGGGAAGCUGCAGACAGAGCACUUAUGGCAUGAAGGGUCAGAUGUACCUCAGCCAGUCUAGCAACAGUGCAUUUUCCAGGACUGCCACCUCGGUUCUUCAGUCCCCCUCCCCAAAACCCCACCAGAGCCAGCCCAUGCCUGCCCAGGAGAGGGAAACUGACCUUUCCAAGGGAGAUGUAGUUAAGGGAGAAGCAGGCACUCCCUGCAAAAGGAAGGAGCUGUUUGGGCAGUUCCUAUUGAAGCCUGUAAGUCGCCGUCCCUGGGAUGCAAUAAGUGAGCUAGAAAGUUUUAACAAGGAGCUGCAAGAGCAGGAGGAGAGUACGAGCAGUGAAGAAGACUUGGAAAGUGCUGCAGCUUCUCCACUGGCAGGUGCCCUUAUGCAGAGGAGGGCAUCCAGAAAUGAGAAAUCAAACCAGGAGCCAAAACACAGUGGGAAGUUGGAAAUGCUUGUGCCAGAGGUGCCUGUAUUUAAGUCAGGAAGAGUUAAAAGUAAGUCUGAAAGUUGGAGCAUGGGAAAGGAGUAUGGUGGCGAGCCAGGCUGCGUUGGCUCUCGAGGCUCCUCGCAGCCAAGCGGGAGCAGUGAAGGAGUCGAGCCAGCAGAUGGAAGUCUGAUAACAGAAAUGAGGACAGGGGAAGCCAAGAGCAGAACAAGCAAACAUCCAGUUGAUGUGGGCCCUCUUGAGACAGUUUUGUCCAGUAGCCCAAACGGUUUGUGUCACAGUAAUCCUUUCAAUAAGCUUGUCUUGCAAGAGAUGAGUGAAGACCAAAAUUACCUGGGGUUUGUUAAACUGAGCAAAGGUGUAACUCCCACAAAUGAUAAGGUAUUAGAGAGAGGCUCAGAAGCACACUUGUCACCAACCAAGAGGAACCAAGGGCACUCUGAGCCAGAUUUGAGGUCAGUGGGACUUGAUGUAGUCCCAGGACCUGGUGCUAACAACCCUGAUCACUUUUCAAACGCAAAUGCCAUGGAAAUCCCAGUGAAUGAGUCAUUGCAGGCAAGAGCUGCAAGAAUUUUAGGUAUAGAUAUAGCAGUGGAGUCUCUCCUACCAGAUGAUCAGGUUGGAUGCCACCCAGGCACUACCCCUGCAAAUGGCACCCGGGACUCCCAGUCAUCAGUGGGAAGCACAGUAAGUGACAAAGAAGGUAAAAAAGAGGAUUCGUAUGAAGGCAGACGGAAGUGUGGCUGGACAGAGAGUGCUCUUUUUGUCAGAGUGGGAGGCCGAGAAGCCAGCACGAAAACACUGGUAACUGAGCAAGUUCUUGAACAGCCUGUGAAUCCCAGCCAAGGUGAGAACCAAAACUUGGUUUGCAAGUCAGCUGUGUAUCAGCACUCAGAAAAGAGAGUGAGAAGCACCUCGAAAGUGAUAGAGACACUGCAAGGCAAGCUGACGUCUCCACCCAGCCGGACUGCCAUGGAUCGCUUGGUGCGAAUGAAGGAGGUCGACUCCGUGUCCCGGAUGAGGCGGCUGAGCAUUAAAAGUGCAGACUCGGGAGAGGAGGUGGACGAGGAGAAGUUGUCAAGGGUACAAGAGGAGAGAGGAAGCAAACUGGGAAGCUCAGGGGCUGUUUCCAAGCGUGUUAUAUCUCUCAGUGAAAAUGGAUAUUUAGGUGGAAUGGACAAGAAGAAGAUCGACAGAGAUUUUUCAUUAGAUACGUAUGAUCCCACCAAAGUUGAAAAGGUGUGAGAUGAACGAAGAGGAGAAUAGAGAAGAUUUCUGCUCGGCUAAGAAUGUUUCACUGAUUUUUCUUCUUUUUUUUUCUUUUUUUUUUUUUUUCUUUCUGGGUGCUUUUUGUUUGUGUUUUGUUCUCUGAUGCUUGGAAAUUGCCUCCUUUUGUGGUGUUCAUGGUGUGCUGAUAAUGCCUUUACCACACUGCCACUAGGAGUUAGCUAUGUGUUAUCUGAAACUGUUUGAGAGACCACAGAAAACUGACUUCUACAUUGGAACCAUCUGGCUUUGUAGAGUUAAGACUUAAUACCUACUGUUGGCAAAGAGUUUUUUUCUGAACCCUGUUUCAGUCUCCAGGCAGGGAUGAUGAAAUACAUGAAGUGAGGCUUUUGAGCUUUCUCUUUGGUGUAAGUGUAAAUGUGAGAGAUUAGUGAAGUGGGUUUUUUUCUGUUGUUUGUUAAAAAAAAGAAAAGAAAAAAAAAAGAACGUGAAUUUAUAAGCUAAACUCCUAAGUAUCUACAGUCUGAACUUUGUUUAACUUAAGGGAUUUUUGGCCAUAAGUAGAAAGUGCUGCUGCACUGCGUGGGGGGGAAGGGCAUGUGAGAGAAUGGUAGCGAAGACUGAUUGUGAAAUGAUUUCUGACCUCCAGAGUUUGAAUUUACUCAGAUUAAAUACCUACUUGCCACCUAGAAAGAAGAAAAGA